AUGGCCAUCUCUUGUCACCUGUCCCGGACCAGUGGCUGUUUGGCCCUGGCCGUUGCCAUUUGCAUCCUGCUCCCAGGCUGCUUCUCCAGAAAAAUUGCCCUGGAGAUCUUCGAGAGGGCGUGCCACUGCUUCGAUGACCACAAUGUGUACAACGAGUGCACGGUGGAGCUUCGGGUGGGCGUGGAGGGGGCGUUCCACGUGGGGCGGGAGAGCAUGGACGAGUACUGCGGCGGGGCUUGCUUCGUCGAGACGGAGAUGGCGCUGCGGUGCGUGGAGGCGGUCGCCAACGACGGCUUCACCUUCUCCAACGGUGCCUCGCUGUUCGCCGUGAAGCAGGCGCUCGGCAGCGGCUGCAGCUACACGCCCGAAAGAGGAACCUUCGACAUACGUGAGCGCAGGGAGUGCCGCGACGAGUACGGCUACGGCUACCACGACACGCACGAGCAGCUCGGCUACGGCGAAGAGGGCGGCGACCGGCAGUACGAGUACCCAGGUGGCGCGUUCGACAACUACUGCUCCGGCGCCACCGGCGGCGGCCCGGCAGUACGAGUACCCGGGUGGCGUGUUCGACAACUACUGCUCCGGCGCCACCGGCGGCGGCCCGGUGCGGAUGCUCCUCCUCGCCUCCUUACUUGCCUCCGCGUGGGCGGCACUGCUUCUUGCCGUCUGAGCGGUAGCGAUUUCACCAUGUACCAUGUGUAAGUAUAGAAAGGACCGGUAUUUGUCUAUCAUGUUUGACAUACACUUCUGAAUAACAAUUAUUUGAUCAAUGUAUUUAUAUAUAUUUUUCUGUU
Molecule: messenger RNA, 794 nt
Organism: Hordeum vulgare subsp. vulgare (domesticated barley)
Lineage: Eukaryota; Viridiplantae; Streptophyta; Magnoliopsida; Poales; Poaceae
Exons: 3
Coding region: 1-702 (233 amino acids)
Source: RefSeq, a predicted model, not a curated record